GUACUAGGAGUCUAUGUGCCAGGUUUAAUUACAUGGUUGAUCACAUUAGAAUGGAAAGGAGGUGCUCUCCUUUGCAAAGUGAUGCGAUUCAUCGAUGUCUUUGUACUAGCAAUCAGUUCAAACAUAAUGGUUUGCAUCGCAUUGUAUCGACUUUAUGCCCUACGCUAUCCUUUUUGGAUCUCAGCUAUAGGACAUAGCCGAGUUCCUCGGAUGCUCCUACUAGCUUGGGGAACAGCAAUGCUCUCAAUGCUCCCACAGCUUUACGUUUGGCGGGAGGUAAAUUUCGGAGAUUUUCGUCAAUGUGUCACGUUAUGGACGGAGAAAAUUAAUCUCGGUACUGCUCCAAAUCAAACAUUGAUGACUGACGAGGAUUUUCGAUUAAUGAAGCUGUACGGGAUACAAAAUGCCUUUAUUACAUUCUACAUUCCUUUAUUGAUUCUAGUCGUCUGUUAUGUACUAAUUUUAAAGAAAUUUACCAUUGAUCUAAUUUUUUGGGGUUAUUCAAUAGAAUUAAGUAAACUUUCAACCUUUACCAAACGAUGGGCCAAAAAAGAAAAGGAAAGCACAGUGUCCUUGACAACUCGGGCUAUCCGAGGUCAGGACAAAUUGCGCCGAGCUAAGGUGCGCUCAUUACGGAUCACUCUAUUACUCAUAAUCGUCUAUGUCAUUACAUGGCUUCCGAAUAACCUUCUAUCAUGGUGGAUGGUAAUAUCGUUCGAAUCAUACCGCGAUCAUCAAGAUGCUACGUUCCCAUUAGCAUUCCUUGUAUGUGAUAAAUCCAUUCAUCUACGGCAGGUAACACUAAAUCUCAAAGUUUUGCACCCAGCCUUAGUCUUUAAAGGUUCAGAUUCAGGUGUCAAGGAUUAA
Messenger RNA from Strongylus vulgaris, 867 nucleotides. NCBI's taxonomy places the organism in Eukaryota, Metazoa, Nematoda, Chromadorea, Rhabditida, Strongylidae. The record is from the annotation of a GenBank genome assembly.